AUAGGGAGGAGGGGGAGGAGGGAUGCGAGGGGAGGAGGCUGGGCAGGUUGGCCGCUUAUUUGAGCGAAAGUAGCAGUUUGUAUUCGCUCAGUGUUUGCCACAACUGAGCUGAGCCCAGCGCGUGAGGGCCGAGCAACAGCAGCCAACGCCGCCAGCCUUGCUGUGUAGGGAGCCCCAGCCAGCUACCCCGACCCCCUCAUCUUUCGCCUCAGCCUCCUGAGAAGUGCCCCACUCGUGGCAUUUUAGUGUGGGGACGGACGCGGGAAGGCGGCUGCUGCUGCCGCCACCACUUGCUUAGCUGACUGGCUGACUAACUGACCCUCUCGCCUCUCCUGAGUAGCCGGAGGAUAUUCAGCUACGCUUCCUGCUGCCCACAAGAAGCCUCGAGCAGGGAGGGCGUCUUUGGCAGCCCAGCGUCACCACCGCCGGGGAGAGGGUGAAGAGUUGGUGCCGCCGCUGAAUUUUUAAUGGAAAAAUGGCGUUCUCAGCUCAGACCUGCGGCGCAUCUUGCAUCGUCCCGGCUCUGUGCAGUCAAAUAAUCCUGUGCCUCAUCCUCGCGACUCCCACCGCGGAUGGCUACAGCUUUCCCCAACAGUACACAAUGCAGUACUGGGCCAGAAGGCUGGAACAAGAGAUUGAUGGAGUGAUGAGGAUAUUUGGUGGUGUUGAUCAGCUCAAACGGAUCUACGAUGAAAAAAAGAACCUGUUUGAAGUAAGAGAGAAUGUCCCAGAGAAAAUAGUGGAAAAAGUGGCAGGGGACAUUGAGAGUCUGUUGGCCAAGAAAGUCCAGGCAUUAAAGAGACUGGCUGAUGCAGCAGAAAAGUUUCAGAAAGCCCAUCGCUGGCAAGACAACAUCAAGGAGGAAGAUAUUGAAUAUUAUGACUCCAAGGCUGGCACAGAAUAUGAUGAUCCAGAGGAAGAAAAAAUGGAAAGAGAAAAGUCCAAUUCCUUGAAACUGGAUUUCACUGAAGACAGCAACUUUAAAACCAAGGUUAACUACUCUUACGCAGCCGUGCAAAUACCUACAGACAUCUACAACGGCUCUACUGUAAUCCUCAAUGAGCUGAACUGGACUGAAGCCCUGGAGGAUGUAUUUGUUGAAAACAGAAAAGAAGACCCAUCUCUGCUGUGGCAGGUCUUUGGGAGUGCCACAGGUGUAACUCGCUUCUACCCAGCCACUCCUUGGAGGAUGCCCAAUAAGAUUGACUUGUAUGAUGUCCGACGAAGGCCUUGGUAUAUUCAAGGGGCGUCAUCACCAAAGGACAUGGUGAUCAUCGUGGAUGUGAGUGGCAGCGUUAGUGGCCUGACACUGAAAUUGAUGAAGACAUCAGUCCAUGACAUGCUCAACACUCUCUCAGAUGACGACUAUGUUAAUGUGGCUUCAUUUAACCAAAAUGCACAGCCUGUAUCCUGCUUCAAGCAUUUAGUCCAGGCAAAUAUCCGCAACAAGAAUGUCUUCAAAGAGAAAGUGGAAUUAAUGGAGGCCCAGGGAACCACUGACUACAAGGCCGGCUUUGAGUAUGCCUUUGAACAAUUGCAAAAUUCCAAUAUCACAAGAGCCAAUUGCAAUAAGAUGAUCAUGAUGUUCACUGAUGGAGGAGAAGAUCGCGUACAAGAUGUGUUUGAGAAGUAUAACUGGCCAAACAAGACAGUACGAGUAUUCACCUUUUCUGUUGGACAGCACAACUAUGAUGUCACUCCUCUGCAGUGGAUGGCAUGUGCUAACAAAGGAUAUUACUUUGAAAUUCCCUCCAUUGGGGCCAUCCGAAUCAACACACAGGAAUACCUGGAUGUCCUAGGAAGACCCAUGGUUUUGGCAGGGGACAAGGCAAAGCAGGCUCAGUGGACCAAUGUCUAUCGGGAUGCUUUGGGUCUGGGCUUGGUGGUGACAGGCACUCUGCCGGUGUUCAACCUCACUGAGGAUAACAGCAGUGAAAAGAAGAACCAGCUCAUCCUAGGUGUUGUGGGGAUUGAUGUGGCUCUGAAUGACAUCAAGAAGCUGACACAGCGAUACAAUUUAGGGGCAAACGGCUAUAUAUUUGCUAUUGAUCUGAAUGGAUAUGUAUUGCUACACCCAAAUCUGCGACCUCAGGAGGGGGGAGAAUUCCAGGAACCUGUGACCUUGGACUUCCUUGAUGCUGAACUAGAAGAUGAGAACAAAGAAGAGAUCCGGAGAAGCAUGAUAGAUGGAUUUAAAGAUCAGCGAUACAUCAAGACUCUGAUCAAGUCACAGGACGAGAGAUACAUAGAUAAAGUCUACAGGACCUAUACCUGGGCACCUAUCAAAAGCACAAACUACAGCCUAGGUUUGGUCUUGCCACGCUACAACACUUAUUACAUCCAAGCUAUCCUCAAUGACCAGAUUCUCCAAGUGAAGUAUUUUGAAUACCUGCUGCCAAACAGCUUUGAGUCCGAGGGACAUGUAUUCAUUGCUCCAAGAGAAUAUUGCAAAGACCUCAGCCAGUCGGAUAACAACACUGAGUUCCUGGAAAACUUUAUCGCCCUCAUGGAAAAGGUGACGCCUGACUCCAAGCAAUGCGAUAACUUCCUCCUUCACAACCUCAUCCUGGACACAGGAAUCACCCAACAGCUGGUGGAAAGAGUGUGGAAGGACCAAGACUUAAACACGUAUAGCCUCUUAGCUGUGUUUGUUGCCACAGAUGGUGGCAUCACUCGCAUAUUCCCUAACAAAGCUGCUGAAGACUGGGAAGAAGACCGAGAGCCCUUCAAUGCCAGCUUCUAUCGGAGAAGCCUAGAUAACAAAGGCCACAUCUUUAAGCCACCUUACCGGGAUUCCAGCUACAGAGGGCUAGAGCUGGAAAACAACACCGUUGGGAUCCUCGUUAGCACAGCUGUUGAGCUGAACUUUGGUGAGAAACACUUGAAACCAGCAGUGGUUGGAGUGAAACUUGACCUGGAGGCAUGGGCAGAAAAAUUUAAAGUCCUUGCAAGUAACCAAACGGAAAGGGAUCAGCUGGGGACACGAAGAUGUGACCCCUCCACAAGCUGUGAGAUGGACUGUGAGGCUAAUUACAAGGACCUCCUUUGUGUUCUCAUCGAUGAUGGGGGUUUUCUGGUACUCACCAAUCAGGAAGAUAACUUGUUCCAGGUAGGAAAGUUCUUCAGCGAGGUGGAUGCUCACUUGAUGUCUGCUCUGUACAACAACUCAUUCUUCACACGAAAAGAAUCAUAUGACUUUCAGUCGGUCUGUGCCCCAGAAGCUCCGAGCAACACAGGAGGUGCUCCACGUGGGGUGUAUGUGCCAACCAUGGCAGAUUUCCUGAACCUGGCCUGGUGGACCUCAGCAGCUGCAUGGUCUCUGUUUCAGCAGUUCUUGUAUGGACUAACCUACAACAGCUGGUUUCAAACAGAAGAUGUCACAGCUGACAGCAUGGAAUCCAAGGAAACCAGCUGCGUUAUGAAGCAGACCCAAUACUACUUUAGCACAGUUGACUACACUUACAACACCAUAAUUGACUGUGGAAAUUGCUCCAGGCUAUUCCAUGCACAAAGGCUUGCUCGCACCAACCUUCUGUUUGUUGUAGCAGAAAAGCCAAUAUGCAGCCAGUGUGAAUCCACCAAGCUUCUCCAAGCAGAAAUAAAGGCUCCAGCAGGAGAUCCCAAUCAAUGUGAACUAGUAGACAAGCCACGGUAUCGAAAAGGACCCCACAUCUGUUUUGACUACAAUGCAACGGAAGAUACUACAGACUGUGGAAGAGGGGCCUCCUUUAGGCCUUCUUUGAGUGUCUUGUCAUCUCUGCAGCUCCUCCUCCUCUAUUUGACUGCCAGUUACCAUCCACUGCCCUUGGUGUCUUGCCUUUGAAACAUCCAUUUAAUCUAGCCCAUCCAUUUUUACUUUAUGCACCAUCUCCAUUCCCUCCAGACUUGCCAGAGGGCAGCUGCCUACUCCCAUCAGCCCUGGUUACACCUUGGCACUCACUCAUGAGGACCUUCUCUUUCGUCAUUCAGAAGUCCAGAAGCUAUUCUCAUUGUUUGUUUCUCGGUUUCCUUCAUCCUCUCCUUGCCCUUCCAGUGUGUCUGCACAGCAGGUUGUGCAAACAGCGCUCUGAGCAAGACUUUGGGAAGCACGAACCAUUGUGACCUUCUCACAGUGAACAUCCUUGUGCUUUGAUUCAUUACUCCCCUCUCUACCCACUGAGCUGUUGGCCAAAUACAAAGAACAGUGGCCUCAUAAUUUUUCCCACUGAAUCUGUGGAAUUCUGGGAGACCUUUGUCAGUUUUCAUCAGGAGAUGUCUCAUCAUUUUAUUGUCUUAAAACAAUGCUGACAAAAUAUGAUUGUGUCUGAAACAAUUUACCUUCUCAUCCCAAUCACACAAACAGCAGCAACAAAAUUAUUAAAUAGGACAGAAAAAAUGGUAUAUUCUUGCCAAAUGGAUUCUGUAGUCUAGUUAACCAUUCAGCCAAUUCCAGUGGCUUGUUAAACUCAAACUAAUCCUAGGAUGUCACAGUGGCAUCUCCAUCCCACCCAGUUUGCUCUGUGCUUUCCAAAGCCAUCCUUUCUGAAUCUCUCAUUAGUUAGGUCACAUCUCAAAUAAAUUUUUUAAUUAUUAUUUUUAGCCUGAAGAUUUUAAUCUAGAUCUUUCUACAUCUAAUUUCCAAGCAUUUUAGCGUGACAAAUUAUAUUUAUUGUCAGCAACAAAGACACAGAGAGAAAAAAAGGAUUUGACUUGAAUUUUAUGGUCAGUAUUAUUUCUUUAAACCAAUUCACACCAUACUGAGAGGACUUGGAGAACAAGCAGGAGAGCAGCAAAUGUGGAAAGAUCCUUAUCCACACCAUUCCAGUAACCUAUGCAUGGUUGGAGGGUACAGGGGCUCUCACCAUCUUUGGCAGAAUGAAUUGCAAGACAGAGUAAUUCCAGUGGACAACAAACAUGGCUAAAACCCAGCAGUCCCUGGCUCCAAUCAUUUCCUUGCCUCUCCUUUUUGUAACUGGGCCAAGAAAUGUUUGAGUCAAUCAAGAAAACAAGAUAAUAUCUUCUGCUGCCCCAAAUCACUGUGAAGACUUCACUUUGGGAUUUCUGCAGCAUUCUUCCCACGAGGUGAGCCAAGGGUGAAACUGGCCAAGACAAAGGUGACCUUCUUCCUAGCUCACACUGCCCCUUUUCUUCUAAAGGAUAUUGUCCACCAUGUUUGGCAGCAGCAGUCUAUGCCAAACCAAGACAAGAAGGUGAUAGCCAAAAGAUUUCUUUCUGAAUUUUGUGCAGAAACUUAACUGCACCUUUACUGUGCCCUCCAUCUAUCCAGUACUGGAAUUACAGUGGUGAGAAAUGGGGUGCAACAGGCCCUCUAAAAGCAGGUAUUUUGCUGAGAGCUAAAUGUCUCCACAUUCCAUGUACUUUAGCAGAAAGUACUUGGCAUCACGGUGAAGGUCAUUUUGACACCUGCCACUCACCUCAAACCCGCAGAACUCUUCAAAUGGUUUUGCAGUACACAUUGCAUGGCUGGGAUUAUUAUCACUGACAGCAGCCAUGUGUAGAGUUGAAAGCAAGAGUAAAACUAGAAUCCGUUACCCAAUCUCCUCAAAAGCUGACUGUUGUUUAGGGCACAUUACCAGCUUUUGUGCCUAUUUGUGCUCACAUACAAUGAUAAAUACACCUUGCCAUUUAACACAAAUAGCAAGGCUUUCAGUCCCCAGAGAACUCCAGAAUUUCCUUCUCUUCAGCCAAAUAUGCCUGUGCAUUCCCUCUGCACUCGGAGUAGCCAGCAAAGUGGGAAGGAUCCUCUCUCGUUUCUGCUGUAUGUGAUAUCAGAGCCAGAAUCUGAGAUACACUUCUGAGCAACGUGAU
Rhineura floridana is the source of this 5808-nucleotide messenger RNA. RefSeq names its product calcium voltage-gated channel auxiliary subunit alpha2delta 2 (gene CACNA2D2). Gene Ontology annotation, molecular function: voltage-gated calcium channel activity. The transcript has 38 exons. Bases 476 to 3823 code for a protein of 1115 amino acids. The record is from RefSeq and is a predicted model, not a curated record. Lineage: Eukaryota; Metazoa; Chordata; Lepidosauria; Squamata; Rhineuridae. Gene Ontology annotation, cellular component: voltage-gated calcium channel complex.